AUGGAUGAAAAAACGGUAGACUCGAUUUUUGCGGGCUCUUUGAAAUCAUUGCCACCAGUUAGUUCAAAAAUAGUUCGUAUUUUUACCAGUUCAACUUUUACAGAUACAACAAUGGAGAGAAACACAUUAAUGGCGAAAUGCUAUCCAAAGCUGAAAGAUUACUGCCGUGAAAAACAUGGACUCGAAUUUCAGGUCGUGGACAUGCGAUGGGGUGUUCGAGAUGAGGCAACCGACGAUCAUAUGACAACUGAAUUAUGUAUGCGCGAAAUAGAAAAUUGCCAACGAUUAUCUAUGGGACCGAAUUUCGUGGUUCUUCUGGGUCAAAAAUACGGAUACAGACCUAUACCAACGUAUGUUUUAAGCUCAGAAUUGGAAAUGUUAAGAACAGAAUUAUAUAGCCAGGGUAUGGAUGUAAGCGUCCUCGACACUUGGUACAAGAAGGACAGCAAUGCCGUGCCACCGACUAGUAUUCUUCAGCCGAUCUCUUCAAUUUUGAAAAAUUUCAAUAACAAAAGAAUACCUAAGUUACAACAAGAGGACCAAGCAAUAUGGUGGGAUACUAUGGUAAAAAUGCAAAAACUUUUUAGAAAAGGAGCACAAUCUUUAUUUAAUAAUGGUAAAUUUGACAAAGACACGAUGCACAAUUAUUUUAUGUCAGUUACUGAACGAGAAGUGAUAAAUGGUAUAUUAAAUGUAAAGAAUACAAAAAAUCAUUGCCUUGCUUACCUACGUUACAUCAAUAAUAUUAAUCUGCAAAAUUUAAGGAAAGCUAGUCUUUAUCUCGAUAUUCUCAAUCGAAGCUUAGAUAACGAAGCAGCGAAAUUACUAACCGAUCUUCGAGAUGUCAGAGUGCCCAACAAAAUUGAGAGUGCCAACCUCCAAAGGUAUUACUUGUUUCCAAUUACAAGGCUCGUCUCUAUAAUUACGCACAGUGAAUAUUUGCAACAGUUUAUAACACACUUUUACAGAAACAUAAUCAAAUUAGUAGAUCGAGCAAUGAAGAAAGAAGAUAGUUCGGCUCAAGGACAAAUUAUUACGGAAAUUCUUCAACACCUACACGCCUGCAAUAAUUCUGUUAGAGUUUUUUACGGGCGCGAAGACAGUUUAGAUAAAAUUGAAAAUUACAUGUUGGGAAAUAGUGAUAAGCCUUUGGUAUUAUAUGGCGAAGGUGGUUGUGGAAAAACCUCCCUUUUAGCUAAAAGCGCCGGACUUGCGAAUACCGUUUGGUUACCGGGCAAGAAACCAGUGAGUAUUAUUCGAUUUCUUGGCACAACACCCGAUAGCAGUGCUUUGACGCCAACAUUAAUAUCGAUUUGUCAGCAGAUUUCCUACAACUACAUGAUACCUUUCGAAAACAUCCCAGAUGAUUUAGUACCUCUGACGGCGCACUUUAAGCAUUUGUUAACGCUUGCAACCGUGGAACAACCAAUUCUUCUAUUUCUCGAUAGCGUAGAUCAAUUAACUGGCGUUCAGGGCAAUAAAUUGUCCUGGCUACCCACACGGUUACCAGUAAAUACAAAAAUGAUACUCUCAUGCGCCGCUGAAGAAUCUAAUCCAGUUACAUCAAGGGAUUAUUAUUUAUUAAGGCGAAUGAUCGAUACGGAUGAAAGUUUUAUCGAAGUUACUGCUCUAGGGGAGGAUUUGGCAAUGGAUAUCAUUAGAAUGUGGAUGAAAACGGCCUGUCGAGACCUGAACAACUACCAAUGGCGCCUAGUAGCCAACGCCAUAUCAAAGUGUUCGUUGCCAAUAUUCGUAAAGCUCGUGUUUGCGGAAAUUUGCCGAUGGCGUAGUUACACAAAACCGGCGGACACGCAUCUUGCCAACACCGUGAUGGAUAGCAUAAUGAUGCUGUUCGAGCGUAUCGAGAAGCAACAUGGCAAGAUUUUGGUUUUCCAUGCUUUGGCAUACAUAACUGCCGCAAAAUCAGGACUUUCAGAGUCCGAGCUCGAGGAUCUUAUAUCGCUGGAUGAUAAGGUUCUGGAUGACGUUUAUCAGUACCACUUGCCUCCGGUGCGUAGAAUCCCGCCGCUUCUCUGGACGAGAAUUCGUAACGAUUUGCCGAAUUAUCUGAGCGAGCGAGAGGCCGACGGCGUUAGCGUGCUCAAUUGGUACCAUCGGCAAUUCCGCGAUGCCGCAAAAGAAAGAUAUUUCAAAAAUAUGAAUUUGGCCACUUACUUUCACUCGAUGAUCGCUGAUUAUUACUUAGGGAUUUGGGGCGGCGGCAAUCCCAAGCCUUUUAAGUAUACGGAAAUACAAAGACACAGAUUUAAUCUACAAGAUAAAGAAGGAGUGGCUGAUCGAAAAGUUCCAGAACAACCAUUAGCAUUCUAUUCGAAAGAGGGAAAAAUUUCAAGAUACAAUCUUAGAAAAUUUGGCGAGUUACCAUAUCAUUUGAUACGAGCACAUCGCUUUAAAGAUCUUUUUCAACACGUACUAUUCAAUUACGAAUGGUUGCAUGCAAAACUUAGUUCCUGUCCUUUGCAAGCAGUGCUUUCGGAUUUUGAAGAUGCAUGUUGCAAUAUCGAUGACCAAAAUUUAGUAAGAGAAUUAAUGCUGGUAGCCGAUGCCUUGCGCUUAGGUGGAGCUAUUCUAGGAAGUCAUCCGGAUAUGCUUGCACCUCAGUUAAUUGGACGACUAUUACCGGAAAUUGGAAAUAACGUGAACGUGUGGAUGUUGUUAAGAGCUUGCGAUAGCGACGGGGCUAAAGAUUGUGCUUUACUUCCUCUAUAUCAUUGCUUACACACUCCUGGCGGUCCGUUAAAAUAUUCUUUAGAAGGACAUCAAUUUGCAGUUUUUGGAUUUUGUUUGACUUCGGAUUAUCGUUACGUUCUUUCUAUAUCAAAUAAAUUCAUUACGUGGGACUUGAGCACGAGUGACAUGACGAGAGAUGUAAAUCCAGGAAUAGAAGGAAUAAUGCAAAAGUUGAUUCUUAGUCCAGACAACCGAUAUGCAGCUGCGUAUACAAAUAAUAAUCAAACAGUAGCAUUGAAUACCCUAACAAGUGAAUUUGUUAUUAUCGACAAUCCAUUGCCAAACGAGGAGCCAAUAAGCGGUAUAUUUCUCAUGAAUCAUUUUGUCUUUAUACAUGGAAAAACUCAUUGGUAUAAAUUCGAUCUACGCGGGAACCUUCUUGCUUAUCAUUCUAGCCCAGAAAAUACUAAUAAAUGGUUAAUAUUAGAAUUAGAAUAUACAACAUUGGAGGAUUAUAGAAUAGUUUUCUGGACUGGAAAUCUUGAAAAUUCUACAAUGUUACUACACACAAUCUUAAAGAAAAAACCCUUAGAACCCUUUCAGUUCCAUAGUGCGAUGGUCAUGGCAAAGGAUAAAAAUACAUUGUACGCGUGUACAACCGAACAUUUUUAUCAAGUAUCAAAAUAUACAAUUGAAGAAACAUUUUCAUGCUGGAAGAAAGAGCUGGAUUUGCCUAGAACACAUAACGACGAGGCUGAGUAUUUGUUGCAAUUGAAACUGAAUAAAGAAGAAGACACGUUAUUAGCAACUACAGGAAAUGGCUUUAUAGUUUGGUUGUUAAAAGAGCAAAGAGACGCAAUGGUUUUAAUGCUUCCAAAUGGGGUAAGAAAUAUAAGUACUAGGUUGAUGUGCUCAAAUUCAAUUAUGAUUAGUAAUAAUAAAGAUUAUGCAGUUGCCGGAGUGAGAAAAAGCUUGUAUGUCUGGAAUUUUCAAACAUUAGAAUUAGUGAAAAUUUUGGAUGCACAUUUUGCUCGAAUUAUCCAACUGGAGGCACUUACAAUAGGCAAUUGGAACAGUGUCAUAACAUCUAGUAUUGAUAGAAGUGUAAAAGUGUGGAAUAUUAAUAAUAUAUUUGAACAAGUUCAUGUCAUUGACAGGCAUGAGUUGCAAAUCGAUUCACUUAGUUUGGCUGAGCAUUGUGACCUUGCAGUCACCGUAACUAGAGGUUGCGUUGGAGUUUGGGACUUAAAGCGUGGAAAACUAAUUUCUCAAUUAGCCGAUAGUCCAUUAGGAGCUAUUGUCACCCAUGCUAGUAUAACUCAUGAUGGAAAAUAUAUCAUAUCGAUUGAAUCGGGAAACGUUUUAAUAUGGAAUCGCAUUACAGAACAAGUACUGUUUAGAGAAAAACAACCAGAUGUGAGACAAUUGAUGCUCCUGCAUGAUGGUUCAAAAUUUGCUGUUGUAUCUAGACCAAAUAAUCCUCCUGGAGUUGAAUCGAUCAAAACAACAGCGACUUUCAUUAUGAGAACUGUUCCAGAUGGAACUAUACUAUUUACUUUUGAAUAUCCCGUAAGAAGUAAUACUGGUAUACCAUUUAGAGAAACCGCUAUAACAUACGAUGCCAAUUAUCUUGUUGUCCCAAUUGCUGAGAAAAGCGUUAGAGACUGCAUCAUGAUAUACAAUGCCAAAACCGGUAUGAAUAUAAGCAAAAUCCCAAUAAAAUUACCAGGAUUUAAGGAUAUUAUUUGCAUUGUACCUAUGCCAAACAAGACACAAUGGGUCGGCGUUAUCGGCUCUGAUAAAGGUACUAUUUUAGAUAUUAUUAAGAAGAAAAUAAUUAGAUCUAUUCCAAAAUGGAGUGGUAAUAUAAGUAAAGAUGGUAAAUAUACCUUGUAUGCUCCUAGUAGAGGGGGUUUACAACUGAUUGAACUGAGAAAAGGUACCACCGUUAAAACAUAUAUACCAAAAGUAGCAGAAGGAGUUUUUACAAUUAUGUCAAUGUUUAAUAGAACGGAUGAAUACGUACUUUAUUAUCACAGUGGACGAAAAACUAUAAGAGUGUUUAGAUCCUCUGAUUGUGAAUUAAUUGCAAACUAUCGAGUACAAGCUGAAUUAAGUGCAAUUGAUAGUACCAACGAUGGCAGAAGUAUAGUCUUAGGAACCGUAGAUGGUUGUGUAUAUGUACUUGCCAUAGCAGAUACGCAAAAAUCAGAAAUGCAAGAUUAUCUCGCAAAUUUACCUUCGCGUGACGAAAAGUGGAAAAAACGUAUGGAAAAGCAACGGGCAGUGAUAAAGUUCAAAGCAGCUGCUCGAAUUGCUUGCGUUACACAUGAGUUAACAAAUAUUGUAAGAAUAGAAAAUACGUCCAAUUUAUCUAGUCAAGAUGAUGAGAAUAAAGAAAACAUAAAUUAAAUUAACCAAUAUAAUGUAUAGAA
Molecule: messenger RNA, 5126 nt
Organism: Ceratosolen solmsi marchali
Lineage: Eukaryota; Metazoa; Arthropoda; Insecta; Hymenoptera; Agaonidae
Product: NACHT and WD repeat domain-containing protein 2
Exons: 25
Coding region: 1-5103 (1700 amino acids)
Molecular function (GO): protein binding
Source: RefSeq, a predicted model, not a curated record